This is a messenger RNA of Centropristis striata (black sea bass), 4533 nucleotides long. It is a transcript of the gene plekhh2, whose product is annotated as pleckstrin homology domain containing, family H (with MyTH4 domain) member 2. Gene Ontology annotation, molecular function: actin binding. The record is from RefSeq and is a predicted model, not a curated record. Gene Ontology annotation, biological process: negative regulation of actin filament depolymerization. Lineage: Eukaryota; Metazoa; Chordata; Actinopteri; Perciformes; Serranidae. The coding region runs from base 142 to 4533 and encodes 1463 amino acids. The transcript is spliced from 30 exons. Gene Ontology annotation, cellular component: cytoskeleton; cytoplasm.
UGAAAUUCUUUGGGCAAGAGACAAAUUCAUCGUUUUCACUCAUGAAUUAGGAUUUUCUCCACAAGAAAUGAAUAAACGCUGGAGUCGACAUGACGUGAAGUCCCUCGUAUAGUUUCUAUCCAUCAAAUACUGUCAAGGAGGAUGGCGGAGGGGGAGGAGGCCAUGAGCCAGGAGGACUGGAAGGAGAAGUGUCUGGUCCUGGAGGCGCUGCUCAUGAAGUUCAGAGUGCAGAUCAUCAAGAUUAGAGAACUCACUGCUGACAAGAUUCAACAAUUGGAGACGCAGGUGAUCGAUGCAGAGAAACGGGCCUUCACUGCUCAACAGCAGGUGCAGUGGAUGGAGGAGAAGCUGAAAGCUCCAGACAGUCAGUCCGGAGACUCGGAGGUGCGUUUGUUCCAGCGCUGCCAGGAGCUGCAGGCUUUGGUGCAGGAGAAGGACGACGUCAUCAGCCAGCUGGAGCAGCAGCUGGAGGAGCAGAAGCAGAUCCGACUGCAGGACGCCAAGACAGUGGAGGAAAAAGCCGCGAAGAUCAAAGAAUGGGUGAUGCUGAAGUUGUCGGAGUUUGAGGUGGAGAACGCAGCAUUAAGAGAAACCAACAAGCAACAGGAGGCUCAGAUUGUGGAGUUACAGAAACAAGUGCAGGCCUUUGAGCAGAAGGUUUCUGGGGGACGAGGAGUCCUGUGCAGACCGGGGGAGGCCCAGCGGCUCAGCAGCCUGACGUUUGGCUGUUUCCAGGUGAGGGGGAAGAGCCCCCAGGUCCUGACUGGACCAGCACCUUGUCAGAGGACCCUCAGCACCCAGGGAGAGACUGACGGCAGAGAUAAAACUGAGAAAAGCAGUAAGCAGACCUCCUCCUCAGGGACCAACGGUGAGGUCCAGACCCUGGAGCAGACUGGACGCCUGGCUGCUCCCCUGGAGGAGGACAGUGCGUCGGAGAGCCUGGCUGAGAACGGACGAGGAGCCGAGUCCCGUGGCGUCUCCUCCGUGUUAUCCAGCGCUGCGUCGGAGGGCGAGGCGGGAGGAGGAGCUGAGGCGUGCGGUCUGGAGUUCAGCCGGCCCGGCAGCGAGACCUACCUGACCGCUUCUGACGACAGCAGCUCGCUGUUCGACGACGACAUGCAGCGUGCGGAGCGGCCCGGCUUCAGCCUGCUGAGGUCAUUGGACGGGACGCUGGGAGGGACUAAGGAGGGCGAGGAGCGGGCCAAACUGGAGGAGUGCACCUCCGAGGAGCUCAACAAACGCUUCCAGUCGCAGAGACUCGACUCCUCGUCCUCCUCCAGCGACGCCAACACGCCCAGCCCCGCCCUCACGCCCAAACGACCCAACCCGCCCCAGGACCCGAGGGAACACCCCGCCUCGCCCAAACAGCCCCGGCUGCGGACGCCGGCGGGGUUCGGGUUGAUGAACGUGGCGUUGGCGAAGAAGCACCUGAGCCAGCCGCCAAUCAGCACGGAGGCGACUCACGGACAGACGCGCAACGCUCUCAGCAUGCUGCGUCCUCUCCGGCCGCAGGAAACAGACCUGGACCAGGAGCAGGAGGUCGGCAUGGAGACGGGCAGGGACUCCCCUCCUCAGGUCCUCCCGAGCUCACAAGCCACGCCUACGUUUCCUCCUGAACCUGGUGCAGAGACGGACUGUGACAGCUCAGCACCUCCUACACCUCCUCUACACAGGCUUCCCUCCUGGGAGAGCCGCAUCUAUGCUGUGGCUAAAUCAGGAAUCCGCCUGUCUGAGACGUCCUGCACAGACCCUGCUAGCAAAGACUCCUCCCUCCAGUCCUCCUAUCCUGCCUUCGUAAUGUACACAUCCCUCAUCUAUAAAAACAUGACUACUCCAGUUUACACGACUCUGAAGGGGAAAGCCACCCUGCUGAGCAGCAGUCCCUUCUCAGACGAGUCGUCCAGCUCAGAGGAGUCGUCCAGCUCCGGAGAGGAGGACGGCUCCGUCUGCAGCUCACACACCUCCUCCAGCUCCCGCAAGGACAGCAGUCCAGGCAGCCCACGCUCCCUCAAGAGAGCUGUGUCCAUGUCAUCGAUGACAUCAGAGAGCGACUACGCCAUCCCUCCUGACGCCUACUCCACCGACACCGAGUGCUCUGAACCGGAGCAGAAACUCCCCAAGACCUGCUCCUCAGCCAGCGACAACGGCAAGAGUGAACCGAUGGAGAAGUCAGGCUACCUGUUAAAAAUGGUGAAGACCUGGAAGAAAACCUGGAAGAGACGCUGGUUUGUCCUCAAAGACGGAGAGCUGCUCUACUACAACUCACCUAGUGAUGUGAUCAGGAAGCCUCAGGGUCAGAUCGAGGUCAACGCCACCAGCAGCAUCGCCCGUGGCGACGGAAAACAAGUCCUCCAGGUGGUGACAGGGAAGCGAGUGUACUACCUGAAGGCCGACUCUCCCAACCUGCUGGACGAGUGGCUCCGGGUGCUGCAGAGCGUUCUCAGGGUGAAAGCUGCCAGUCCUCUCUUCACCCAGCCGGACAUCCGCCCCGGCAUGAAGGGACUGCUCAUCAAGGUGAAGCACGGCUACUCUAAGCGGGUCUGGUGUGCUCUGAUUGGCAAAACCUUGUACUAUUUCCGCAGCCAGGAGGACAAGUUCCCCCUGGGUCAGAUCAAGCUGUGGGAGGCGCGGGUGGAGGAGGUGGACCGGUCCAGAGAUUCAGAUGACGACCUGAAGGCAUGUGGGCGGGGCUUACAGGCGUCACCUUUCACCAUCGCCGUGCACCCGCAGGAGCAAGGCCCCACCUACCUGCUCAUCGAGUCUCGCCAUGAAAAGGAGUCGUGGCUGUACCAUCUGUCGGUGGCAGCAGGAACCACGGUGGGGAAAGUCGGCACUGAGUUUGAACAACUGGUGGGAAAACUCUUCCAACUGGACGGAGAUCCAAACUCUCAGAUCUGGAGACAUCCCAUGUUGUGUUUCAGUAAAGAGGCUCUGUUGUCUCCUCUCACCACUCUGCCGUCUCAAGCUCUGCAGACGGAGGCCGUUAAACUCUUUAAGACGUGUCAGCUUUUUAUUAACGUUGCCAUCGACGCCCCGGCCAUCGACUACCACGUGUCUCUGGCUCAGAGCGCCCUGCAGGUGUGUCUGGCCCACCCCGAGCUGCAGAACGAGUUCUUCUGCCAGCUCAUGAAACAGACCCGCAGGAGGCAGCCGCACAGCCACCCAGGACCCCUGCAGGGUUGGCAGUUUCUGGCCCUGUGUGUGGGGCUGUUCCUGCCUCAGCAUCCGUUCCUCUGGCUGCUGCAAGUUCACCUCAAAAGACACGGAGACUCCAGGACGGAGGUGGGUAAGUACGCCAUCUACUGCCAGCGCUCCAUGGAGAGGACCCAGCAGAAGGGCGAGAGGCAGGCCAGGCCGUCCCGCAUGGAGAUCCUGUCCAUCCUCCUGAGGAACCCCUACCACCACUCGCUGCCGUUCAGCGUCCCCGUACACUUCCUCAACAACACCUACCAGGUGGUGAGCUUCGAUGCUUCGACCACAGUGGACGAGUUCCAGUGUCGUCUCAACCAGGACACGGGCAUCAGGAAAACGGGACAGUCUGGUUUCAGCUUCUACACUGACGACCCGACUGGACGAGAGCUGGAACACUGUCUGCAAGGAGGCAUCAAGAUUUGUGACAUUAUCUCCAAAUGGGAGCAAGCCUCUAAGGAGCUGCACACGGGCAAGUCUGAAAACACCAGGACGGUCCGCCUCACCUACAAGAACAGGCUGUACUUCUCCCUCCAGGUCCGGGGGGAGUCAGAGAGGGAGAGGUUGCUGCUGGCUUAUCAGACAAAUGAGACCAUCGUGGCGGGACACUUCCCCGUUAAUAAGGAACUGGCUCUGGAAAUGGCUGCCCUGCUGGCUCAGGUGGAGUUUGGGGACUUUGAGCGUCCCUUCUCUGCUCCUGGAUCCGCCCAGACCAAGUCCAACCAAACCCUGAAACAGGUUCUGGACCGAUUCUACCCUAAACAUUACCGCAGGACCACGUCUGAGGAGCAGCUCAGACUGCUGCUGCAGCGCCUGUCUGCUCGCUGGGCCUCCCUCAGGGGCCGGAGCUCCUCCGAGUGUGUCCGCAUCUACCUGACUGUUGCCAGGAAGUGGCCUUUCUUUGGUGCCAAAUUAUUUGAAGCAGAGUCCAUCACUCCCUCUCCGGAGCAGGGGGCGAGGGUCUGGCUGGCAGUGCACGAGGAUGGAAUCAGUGUUCUGGAGCACAACUCUGUCAAGCCGCUGGUGUCCCACUCGUACAAGAACCUGAUGACGUUCGGAGGCUGCAAACACGACUUCAUGCUGGUGGCGGGACAGAGCAAAGACAAACCCACAGAGAAACACCUGUUUGCUAUGGACGCCUCCAAGAUCAGGGAGCUCACCCUCCUCAUCUCCAGUUACAUCAACAGCGCUCACCAGCAGAAGGCCGCCGCCCACCACCUCUCCGCCCCGGCGCUCAUGGUGGCCCAGCCCAUCAGCCUGAAGAGCAAAGAGCUGAGGAGCAAAUCCCCCCCAGCACUGGGACUGGGACUGGGACGGCCCAGCAAGACCCCCACUCUUCUGUGA